AUGGCCCCCGUCACGGCUUUGUCUUCGCAUGAGCGAACUCGGGUCGAAGAUUAUUUGAACGAUAAGAUCCAGGUUUCUGCCGAUCUCGAAAGCCUGGAUUCGCUGCUGUCUAGCCUUCGCGCCCAACAGGAGCUUCAGCGGAAGCAGCUAUCGGAAGCCGGAGAAGCACUAUCGAAUGCCACGAAAGCCUCUCGUGAACAUGCCGAGGCCACUCGAAAGCAAGCCGAGGCGUUCGCCGCGGAGCAAGACGACAUAGAUCGACGGCUCAAGGCCAUCACACAAUCCGAAACCAGCGAUGAGGCGGCGCGUAGUCUUGAGAAGAGCAUGGAGAAGCUCCAUCGACUGGAAGUAUCCAAAGGAUAUGUGGAACUACUCAAGGAAGCCGAGCAGUUGAGCAAGCAAGCAUUAGACAGCAUUGCCUCCGAACCACGCGCCGCUUUGGGCCCAUACUCCCGCCUACGGAAGAUUGUUGGCUUGUUGAAAAGCGCCCAACCCGCUGCUGAAGGAGCGGCUCCUCACCUAGUUGACUACACGGACAAACUGGCUUCUGCGCUGAGACAACAGAUGAAGAAGUACUUCGGGGACCGGCUACAGAAAACACUACAGGAGCUAAAGUGGCCCACACGAGAAUUGAACGUCACCGAUCAGCUCCUAUCUCGCUGGAGGCAAGAUGUUGAAUUGCUGCUCGACCUGCAAACACCUGAGCUACAAAGUCGAGAUGCGAGCGCAUCCGAUGUGAACCUCCAGCCGCCUGUUCUGUUCCCUUUAGAGGUCAUGGUACAUCAUUUGGAUCUGCGAUUCCAAUAUCAUUUCAGUGGCGAUAAGCCGACAAACCGACUUGACAAGCCUGAAUAUUUCCUUGCGCAUAUAAUGGACCUCAUUAACCAACACGGUGACUUUGUCACAUCGCAUCUGCAGCCGGUAUUCGAUGAAAGAGCACAGGUGGUUGGACCAAGCCUAGAAUGGAACUUUUACAACGCCUCGCAUAGCUUCAUCACCGCACUGCUUCCUAUGUUGACCCGGAAGAUCAGUCUGUUUCUUCCGCAAAUCUCAACAUAUCCCCAGUUGCUCAGUCAUUUCAUCCACGAACUGAUGAAAUUUGAUAAUGAGAUUCGAGACACGUGGAGCUAUAUGCCAGAUCCGUACGCGGCGGAUAAUUGGAAAGGCAUGACCUGGGAUGUGUUAACCAAACAAGGCUGGUAUGAUCGGUGGCUGCAGGUUGAGAAAGACUUUGCGUUGGUACGAUACAAAGACAUCAUCGAUACAGCUGACAGUGGAGAAAUUGACUACGAUGGCAUGGAGCCCAUUGCAUCAAAGCCUACCAAGGCUGCUAUUCGUGUGAACGAUCUCCUCGAAACGAUCACGGAGCGCUACCAACCUCUGUCGUCUUUCAGUCAGAAGCUACGCUUCCUCAUUGACAUUCAAAUCACAAUCUUCGAUCAAUUCCACGAACGUCUCUCUUCAGCAUUGGAGGCCUACCUUGCCAUGACAUCGACGAUUGGACGCACUGUGCAGGGAGCCGACGGACAGGCCAGCGUGGAAGGCGUAGCUGGCCUGGAACGGCUUUGCAGAGUCUUUGGAAGCGCGGAAUACCUCGAACGGAAGAUGGAGGAUUGGAGCAAUGAUGUAUUCUUUGUGGAGCUCUGGUCUGAGCUCCAAGAUCGCGUCCGGCAAAACCAAGACAGUGGACGCAACGUGGCUGGCACCAUGUCUGUCGCGGAGGUAGCUUCGCGCACCUCCGCCGCUGUCGCCAACAACGGCACCCAUAUCGAAACCUCGUCUGACGGCGCUCUCUUUGACGAGACGGCGUCCGCCUACCGCCGUCUUCGACUCCGCUCAGAAAGUAUCAUCACAUCAACCUUGUCCGCGAACAUAACAGCCGCCCUGAGACCCUAUUCUCGAGUUUCCACCUGGGCAACGAUAUCGACACCCUCUUCCGCAGCGACCGGAUCUCCCCUUUCGCCUACCUCUGAUCUAGCCCCUGGAAUGCGGGCUUUAUCCACGCAGCUAUCUUUCCUCUCUCGUGCACUAGGAACUGCUCCUCUACGAAGAGUUUCCCGCCAGCUUUUGCUGUCCAUCCAAUCCUACAUUUGGGAUAACGUGUUGGCCAAACACACAUUCUCUGCGACCGGAGCGGCACAACUUGCCAGCGAUGUUGAGCAUCUCUGCAGUGUGGUAGACUCCGCUACGGGCGCCUCGCAAAGUGCAGGUGUUGCAAUGCAAACCCUGAAAAAGUUAAACGAGGGCCUGCGUCUUCUUUGUUUACCAGCGGCUGACAGCGGAGACACGUCCACGGAAAAAGAUGACAUGCCCAGGCUGUGGGAUGUAGAAAAUAGGUUGUUCAUGGACAAUGAAAGCGCACGAGGCGUACUGGCGGAACUGGAGAUCGAGACGUUGUCAGAAGCCGAGGCUCGCUCUGUGUUGGAACGGAGAGCGGAGGUCGGCAAUUGA
Penicillium brevicompactum is the source of this 2451-nucleotide messenger RNA. RefSeq names its product RINT-1 family protein. The transcript has 5 exons. The coding region runs from base 1 to 2451 and encodes 816 amino acids. NCBI's taxonomy places the organism in Eukaryota, Fungi, Ascomycota, Eurotiomycetes, Eurotiales, Aspergillaceae. The record is from RefSeq and is a predicted model, not a curated record. Gene Ontology annotation, cellular component: Dsl1/NZR complex. Gene Ontology annotation, biological process: retrograde vesicle-mediated transport, Golgi to endoplasmic reticulum; regulation of ER to Golgi vesicle-mediated transport; endoplasmic reticulum to Golgi vesicle-mediated transport.